AUGCUAUCUCGACUCGUGCGAGAACAUAAUCAAAAACAACAAGUUGUGAGGCGUAAUACUGAACAACUUCGGAAAGAAGCUAUACAGGCUGUAAAUGAGGUGACCGAUUCUUUAUCUGAUACUUUAAACGAAAGGCGGUUAUCCUCACAAUCGGCCAAAUAUACAAAACAAACAAAACAAUGGUUAAACAUGUUGGAAGGAUUUAAUUCGGCUUUAAAGGAAUUGGGCGAUGUUCAAAACUGGGCAGAAAUAAUCGAGAAAGAUAUGAGAGAAAUCGCCAUGACUAUGGAAUUUGUCCACAAAGGAACAAUUGAGAGUCAACUAGUAACUGCGUCAAGCAUUGCGGAACUGGGAGGCGAUGAGAGCUCUACCAAUAACUAA
This is a messenger RNA of Funneliformis geosporum, 381 nucleotides long. NCBI's taxonomy places the organism in Eukaryota, Fungi, Glomeromycota, Glomeromycetes, Glomerales, Glomeraceae. The record is from the annotation of a GenBank genome assembly.